This is a messenger RNA of Exophiala dermatitidis NIH/UT8656, 2437 nucleotides long. Its product is annotated as HAD superfamily (subfamily IIIA) phosphatase. Bases 175 to 867 code for a protein of 230 amino acids. The transcript has a single exon. Gene Ontology annotation, molecular function: phosphatidylglycerophosphatase activity. NCBI's taxonomy places the organism in Eukaryota, Fungi, Ascomycota, Eurotiomycetes, Chaetothyriales, Herpotrichiellaceae. The record is from RefSeq and is a predicted model, not a curated record.
GUUAAACAAUACUCCCACACGGUAGUAUUUCCACCACCAACAUCCCAUCGCACGUCCUGACGUAAACGGCUAUAAUCUCCAUCGUAUACAUGAGACGCCUUUGUGAAGCUGUCAACACCACCCGCAUCUUCUCGAAAUUCUCCCCAGAGCUGGCAGUGUCGCGUGUCUAUUGACAUGCCUCUCUUUUCCAAUGUGCCAGCGCUCCGCCUGACACUCGCCUACGCCGUCCACGAUCCCUCGAGUUUACUCCCACACCGAACAAUCCCCACGCUCCUCUCACUUCCACUACCUGUCGGCCCCUGGCUUCCCUCCGUCAAUAGUACAGGAAAAAAGCCGACCAUAAAGGCUCUUGUUGUCGACAAGGAUAAUACUCUGUGUCCGCCCGAGACGGCCAAUCUACACAUAUCCUAUUUGGACAAGAUCGAGAAGAUCAAACAAUGUCCCGAGUUUUCCCACAAUGCACACAGCAUCCUCAUCGUGUCGAAUACUGCAGGCAGCAGUCCGUCUGAGGAACAUGAGGCUGAAGCGAAGCAAUUAGAAUUGGAGCUGGGACUACCUGUGUUACGACAGCAUCCUGAGCGCAAGAAGCCUCUUUGCGGGCCUGAUAUUCUGAAAUAUUUCAAAGACCACGGCGUCACUGAAGAUCCUAAGGAAAUUGUCGUCGUGGGCGACCGACUUGCCACAGAUGUUCUGCUCGCUCGAGAGAUGGGCAGUUGGAGCAUCUGGUGCAGGAAUGGCUGGCGGAACCCCGAAAUGCCCGGACGAGACUACAGGGGAUUCUUUAGCAAGAUGGAAAACCGGUACGAGAGGAUUAUGAGAGGUGGGUUUGGUAGCGUUGCUCCUUUGCCCGGGAGUCAGACUCGAUGAUGGUUGCUAUCGGCAUCACAUCACAAACGGUGCCACUGUACUCCAGCUACAAACGCGCCCAAAAGUCGACUUGGUUCGCGACAAGGCGAGCCGCAUCCCCGAUACACCGCAAUCUGCAGUGCUCGUAGGGUCGAAAUACCCUGCAAACUCCAUUGCGACGCAGAACACCAUGUGCGCCCCACUUCCAACCUCAGCUCUCAGCUAUCAGCUCUGUGAUUUGCUCUAUGGCCGCGAUUGUGCACAGUCUCGAGGAUAUUUAGAUGAAAUCGGACAGGUGUUCCAUUGCCGCACCAGACCGCUGAGCCUCAGCUGUCAUGUCGUGCAAGGCACGCUCGUCAGAGGGCCAGCCGCUGUGUAAGGCUGGUACGACCGACCUCAGAUCUGCCGACGGGCCGGUGCUGUGUGGUGCUGCAAUCCUACCUCAAGACGCAAGCUCCUUGCUCCCAUCAAGGGAGCUACCCGAUGUAAAAGUCGGAGUCCCGGUACUUUUCGAAUGUGUAUGUGUAGGACUCUGAUACGGCGGCAACUCCGACCUGCUCUCACUUCCACUUCCCAACGACGCCGCCGUAGUAGUAUGUACUACUUUUGUCGCCGCCGGAAGCUCAAUGACCGGACUAGUAUUAGUACUACUAGUAGUAGCCGGCUGAAUCAUGUUCACAUCCGCAUUCCCACUCGCAUUCGCAUUUGCCGCUAACGGAGACGGCCCCUGGCCCAUAUUCACCGGCACCAAAGUCAACGGAUUCAACCCUUGCCUGACCAAUUCACUAUUAUCUGCCGUCCUCCGUCUGGCCACAAUCUGGGCCACAGCAUCCUUUAGGCUGAAUUUAUUCGGCGUGAUCCUCACAUCUAACCUGCCCGAAACAGGAACGCGGAUCCAAUUCAGCGUAUUUGCAUCGACCGGCACAACAAAGCGAAUCGCCUCAAAGUAAACUGUUUGACUGGUCCCCGAAUGCUCGAUACAACUCGCGUGUUUGAGGUCGAUUUGGUGUUUUGUGCAUCUUGAUCGAGAAGCCAGAAUAGUUUCAAUGGCCUCGUCGCGACUGACGGACCUGUCUUCGCCGUUGACGUGGUCUUGGAAGUCUUUGGCGAAUAGGUCGUAUAGUUUCGUGGCGUCCGGGUCCGGACUGUCGUAUUCGCUGAAUAGGGCUUUUAAGCAUUUUAAUCCGUGCGGUGAUUUGGUGGAGAUGGCGCGGUAGGAUUGGGUGUGUUCGUGGAGUUGGAUUUUGCCCAUUUUUGAAACUGACACUGCCAGUGAUUGCAGUAGUGAUUGUUGUUGGAUGAAGGAAGUGCUGGAUGGGAUUCUGGUCGGUACCUAUGUAGGUAGGUGAAUACUCUUCUUUCUUUGGUGCUUCGCUCGCACAAUGGCACAAUAUUGUUCUGUUUUACUCACGUCGGCUUUUCGUGCUGCCAGUGUCUGUGGCUGAGACGCAGUAAAUGAGGCUUCGUGCUCUAGACCUGGUAGGUACCUGGGUAGAUGUUCUUGUACAAACUCCUUAGUCUCCCUCUCACCGCGGGAGCUUGCAGUGCUGCUAAACCCGAGGUGUUGGAAGAUCUCAAUUGCAGUGGAUGG